Chanos chanos (milkfish) is the source of this 2244-nucleotide messenger RNA. It is a transcript of the gene ppef1, whose product is annotated as protein phosphatase, EF-hand calcium binding domain 1. The record is from RefSeq and is a predicted model, not a curated record. Gene Ontology annotation, biological process: detection of stimulus involved in sensory perception. Bases 1 to 2244 code for a protein of 747 amino acids. The transcript is spliced from 16 exons. Gene Ontology annotation, molecular function: iron ion binding; phosphoprotein phosphatase activity; manganese ion binding. NCBI's taxonomy places the organism in Eukaryota, Metazoa, Chordata, Actinopteri, Gonorynchiformes, Chanidae.
AUGGGAUGUGGAACUUCUGUAGCCAUUGAAAACCAAGGGAAGCCAAGAGGUCAUUCAGAAACAGCCAUGAAAGCAGCCAUUUUGAUCCAGCGCUGGUACAGACGCUACAUUGCUCGGUUGGAGAUGAGGCGGCGCUAUACCUGGAACAUUUUUCAAUCAAUAGAGUAUGCAGGGGAACAAGAUCAGCUGCAGCUUUCAAGUUUCUUCAGCUUUAUGUUGGAUAACUUCACUCAGCUCAAUGGAAAUGGCCCAGACCUUAUCUCUCACCUCUUGGACUCCGUAGUUGACCCGCUGACAGAGGAGGUCAGGCAGACUAGGUACGAGCAGAUAGUUGUGCCUGAUUCGUACACUGGUCCCCGGCUGACCUUUCCCCUGAGUGUCUCGGACACUAAUGCCCUGCUCAGUGCCUUCAAGGAACAGCAGACUCUCCAUGGCAAAUAUGUGUUGCAGUUGCUUCAUGAAACAAAAAAGUUUUUGAAGCAGAUGCCAAAUGUUAUUUAUUUGUCAACGUCGUAUGCCAAGGAGAUCACAAUAUGUGGUGACCUGCAUGGUAGCCUGGAUGAUCUACUGCUGAUAUUCUAUAAGAAUGGUCUCCCCUCUGAUGAGAACCCCUACAUAUUUAAUGGUGACUUUGUGGACAGAGGGAAGAAGUCCAUGGAGAUCAUUAUUAUAUUAUUUGCAUUCCUGCUUUUGUAUCCUGACCACAUGCAUCUGAACAGGGGUAACCAUGAGGACCACAUCAUGAACCUAAGAUAUGGAUUUACAAAAGAGGUCAUGCAAAAGUACAAGGCUCAUGGGAGAGACAUCUUACAGUUGCUGCAGGAUGUGUUCAGCUUGCUUCCUGUUGCCACAGUGAUUGACAACAAGGUCCUAAUUGUUCAUGGUGGCAUUUCGGACAACACUGAUCUCGAUUUCCUGAGCUCUGUCGAGAGAUACAGGGUAAAGUCUGCUCUCCGGCUGCCUAAACGCAGCCUUGACCACUUGGAAGUGGUGAGCAGCCGAAGCAGCAGUAGGCAGGGCAGAGUUGGACUCGAGAGCCCUCGUUCUCUGGGACGGAGCAGCAGAGCCUCCCGAAAAAGGAAGAGUCACCUUACAAGGCAGGCCAGCUGUUCCUCUUCAUCUUCCUCUUCGUCGUCAUCCUCGCUGUGCUCUCCCCGCCUCUUGUCCCGCAAUACUUCUCGGAACACUCUGCGGAACACGGCCAUGAACACACCUAGGAAUACACCUCGGAAAACACCUCAACACCCCCCUUCCCCAAGUCUCCCCAGUCCCACAGACAUGCUCCAGGUACCUUUCUUGGACUCGAUAAUGUCCCUGGCACCACCAGAGCCCUCCAGGGAGGAAAUGGAGUGGAGACAGAUUGUAGAUUUGCUGUGGAGUGACCCAAAGUGCCAGAAUGGCUGUUCUCCCAACACAUUCCGGGGCGGAGGCUGCUACUUUGGGCCGGAUGUAACUCAAAGACUCCUGCAGAAACAUGGCUUCUGCCUGUUGAUCAGAUCCCAUGAGUGCAAGCAGGAAGGCUAUGAGCUAUGCCACGAUGGACAGGUUAUUACCAUUUUUUCUGCCUCCAACUACUAUGAAGAGGGCAGUAACCGUGGAGCCUAUAUUAAAAUAGGUCCAGAAUUGGUACCACGCUUUUUCCAAUAUCAAGUCAGCCGUAGCACCAGGAAACUUACACUGCAUCAGAGGGUGAGCGUUGCUGAAGGAUCUGCCCUGAAGGCUCUGCAAGAGAAAUUAUUUGCUCACCGUUCAGAGCUCAUGGCUGGCUUUCAACAGUAUGACAAAAACAAUACAGGUCGGAUCUCCACUGGUGAGUGGGCUACAGUGGUGGAGUCAGUCUUGAAGAUGGACCUACCAUGGCGGACUCUGCGGCCUCGCUUGGUCCGUUUGGCUCCGGAUGGAAACGUGGAGUAUGAGUCCUGUUUUGAGGCUGUGAGCCCAGGACAGUCAGUCCCUCAGGUAACGCCAAACUUGGCAGAAACUCUUUACAGAUAUCGCACUGAUCUUGCGAUAAUUUUCAAUAUCAUUGACAAGGAUCAUUCAGGUCAAAUCUCUAUUGAGGAGUUCCGUCAGACUUGGAAGCUGUUCAGCUCUCAUCUAGGGGUGGAUGUGGAUGACCAAGCUAUAGAUGACAUGGCAAGGAGCAUUGACUUCAACAAGGAUGGCAGCAUUGAUUUCAAUGAGUUUUUGGAAGCUUUCAGAGUGGUACACAAACUUGAUGUCAAAGAGCAGCAACAUGGCUGA